UCUGAUUUUGUCUCCCCUUUACGUAGUUUAUUUAGUUAAAAAAUAUUAAAUGUUAGUUAAAGAAAAGUUUUUUACAAUGGCGUUCUUAGUUUUUGUAAUUUCUUUAAGCUUUUUCUGCUACUCAGAAGGAUUUUUACUACCAAAAUAUUUUGACGAACCGACACCCCGUAUAGUAGGGGGAGAGGACGCAGCAGAUGGUAGCGUUCCUUAUCAAGCAUCUUUACGAUCGAUUUUUAAUUCUCAUUUCUGCGGAGGAUCCAUAAUAAGUAAUAAGUGGAUAUUAACAGCUGCUCAUUGUACUGUUAGCCAAACAAAAUACACUAUGUCUGUAGUGGUAGGUACGAAUCGACUUCUUUCUGGAGGCGAUAAGUACUCCGUGAAUAAGAUCAUAGUUCAUGAGGGUUAUGACAGCGUGCAUACCACUAACGAUGUGAGUGUGGUCCAAGUAGUUGGGAUAAUAGAGUUCAAUGACCGAGUGAAGCCGAUUAAACUACCUGACGAAGAUACUCUAGUGGGCGCUGACCUGGUUUUGACUGGAUGGGGCAGGCUUUCAUAUCCAGGAAACUUACCUGAUAAACUACAAACUAUAAACCUUACAGCUCUUAGUGUGACCGAAUGCCAAAAAAUUUACAUCGGCAUUGUGUCAGCUCCUGUAUACGAAACUCAAAUAUGCUCGUUGACUAAAAGAGGAGAAGGUGCUUGCCAUGGUGACUCCGGCGGCCCACUCGUGGAAGGGGACAGAGUGGUCGGGAUAGUGUCCUGGGGGGUGCCUUGCGCGAAAGGUUAUCCCGAUGUGUACACUCGAGUAUUUGCUUUCAAACAUUGGAUAGAAGAAAAAACUAACAUUUCUGAGUGAACUUUAUAUUUAUAAAUUUCUCUCAACAAUAUAUAAACACAAAUAUAUUAUAAGUAAAUAU
Molecule: messenger RNA, 917 nt
Organism: Melitaea cinxia (Glanville fritillary)
Lineage: Eukaryota; Metazoa; Arthropoda; Insecta; Lepidoptera; Nymphalidae
Product: chymotrypsin-2-like
Exons: 5
Coding region: 50-856 (268 amino acids)
Biological process (GO): proteolysis
Molecular function (GO): serine-type endopeptidase activity
Source: RefSeq, a predicted model, not a curated record